UCUAAUCAAACCCUUAAUGGUUUGCUGCACAUAUUGCUGGCUUCUGAUGGGGCUUUUAGGUCUCAGCUAUGAAGUCUCCAAACCCCUCAAUCAGAUGUGCACUGAGUUUUUUAUUAAUAGAAGCUACAGUUGUGAAGGUUUAGGACUGACAGACCUUCCAGAAGAACUGCCUCUCACAACUGAAGUUCUUGAUUUCAGUUUCAACUUCCUAUAUGUGCUUCAGCAAUCGACAUUCAGCAGGCUGAAGGCCCUGGUGCACUUAGACUUAACAAGGUGUCAUAUUAAUUGGGUAUAUGAAGGCACUUUCGAAAGCCAUAUUUUCCUGGAAACCAUUGUCUUUACUGGAAACAAUCUUCUCUUUCUGGCUUCAACAGCAUUUAUGGGUCCUCAGAGUCUGAAGCAUCUUGAUCUAACCCAAACAGGGAUCACUAAAUUAGCAUUUAUCCCAAUGCAGGACCUACAGAACAUAGAAACACUGUUACUAGGAAGCAACCAUAUUCAAACAUUGGAGCUGCUAUCUGAUUUUCCAACUAGAAAGCUCAAACACUUGGAUUUACAGACGAACAAUAUACAAACAAUAUCAACUAGAGGCAUAGAGGUAUUAAAACAAGCUAACAAUCUAACUCUCAAUCUUAGGGACAACAAUAUUAUGCACAUAGAGACCAAGGCUUUUAGUUCGUUUUCUUUCUACAGUUUGGACUUUGGCCGUUGUAGUAAUAUUUCAGUGAUCUUGGAUGGAUUGCAAGGUGUCAGCACUAAUGUCCUCUGGCUUGGCACUUUUUGGAAAGUAGACAGCCUUCCCAUUCAAGACAGAACAUUGCAAGGCUUAUGCAACAUCUCUGUAGACUAUCUCACUCUACAGUAUCACUCUUUCCUAGAACCUUCUGGCGACACUUUCCAAUGUUUGUCCAAAUUGAAAAGAUUGGACCUGACCCACACCUCCCUUUCUGAGCUACGGAGCCUUCCUCAGAUGAAUUUACUGAAAGAAUUAAAUCUCAAUUGGAAUGAGUUUUUGAAUCUCUGCGACAUCGACUUUUCUGCUUUUCCCUCUCUUACCCAUCUCUAUAUCCAGCAGAAUUAUAACACCAUGAACUUGAGUUUUGGAUGUUUGGAAUCCUUGUCAAAGCUUCAACACCUUGAUUUGAGCGGGAGUCACAUAGAAAGCCUAGAUUGCUGCAGCAACCAACUUCAUGGUCUUGUUGGCUUGCAACACCUCAAUUUAAGCCACAAUCGCAACCUUUUAUUCCACCACACGGCAUUCAACCAAUGCUCUAACUUGAAAGUUCUUGAUCUCUCUUUUACACACAUUAUCAUCAAUAAUUCUCAAGGCCCAUUCCACAAUCUACAUUCUUUGCAGAUCCUGAACCUUUCUUUCUCUCAUUUGAAUACAAGCAAGCAGAAUAUUUUGCAAGGUCUAAGCAGCCUUAUUGUCUUAAACAUGAAUGGAAAUACCUUUAAAUCUGGCACCAUUUUCAAUGACAACUUUCUUCAGAAAGCACCCAAUCUAGAGGUGUUGACUUUAGCUUCUUGCCAAUUGAUGGUUAUAGAAGCUAAAGCAUUUUCUGCCCUCAGCAAGUUAAAACAUGUGGAUCUGAGCCAUAACAAUCUUACUGCAUUCUGUUCAGAUGCGUUUUCCAGCCUCAGGAACAUUUAUCUCAAUUUUGCCAAUAAUAGGAUCCAUAUUAUCCCACAUGAUUUGUUGACUGGACUAUCUGGCCAGAGUAUAAUCAAUUUAAGUUACAAUCCACUGGAAUGCACCUGUUCUAAUAUUGGAUUAUUAACUUGGUACAAGCAGAACAUAGAUAAAAUUGAAGAUUCUGAACAGACCUUGUGCGCUGAGCCCAAAUCACUAGCAGGCACUAAGCUUUUCUCUAUAAAUCUGUCCUGUGGAUAUAGCGCGGCACGAAUAGCAUUGAUUACUCUUGUUGUGAUAAUAGUAAUUGUAGUGACCUUCAUUUUGGCCAGGUAUACUUUAAAGCAAAAAUGUUUAUAGAUAGAAGCUUAUGAGAGAAAGUAAGUAUGCAGGAAUUUUUGAAAAUGUACAAAUAUAUUUCUUAAUAGAAAGACGUUUUUAACAUCAAUGGGUGUUUCCUUUCCUUUUUAUAUCAAUAUUGCUUCACUUAAUUCCAACAACAUAGAUUU
Thamnophis elegans (Western terrestrial garter snake) is the source of this 2142-nucleotide messenger RNA. It is a transcript of the gene CD180, whose product is annotated as CD180 molecule. Gene Ontology annotation, cellular component: extracellular matrix. Gene Ontology annotation, biological process: B cell proliferation involved in immune response; positive regulation of lipopolysaccharide-mediated signaling pathway; cellular response to lipopolysaccharide. Gene Ontology annotation, molecular function: protein binding. The record is from RefSeq and is a predicted model, not a curated record. The coding region runs from base 17 to 1993 and encodes 658 amino acids. The transcript is spliced from 3 exons. NCBI's taxonomy places the organism in Eukaryota, Metazoa, Chordata, Lepidosauria, Squamata, Natricidae.